UGCAAACUCACAGCCAGUUUUGAAAACGAUGUUAGGAAUUCAGACAAUUUUGAAACACACCGCCAGAAACUUCAAACCCGUCUCCCUCUCUAUGUCCUUUUGGGUUUUGGGUGUGAGAUGGAAGCAAUAAGGAAGCAAGCUACAAAGCUUAGAGAACAGGCUGCCAAACAACAGCAGGAAGUCUUGAAAAGGUUUUCUGGUGGGCUGGGAGGUUCAGACAAUGGUAUACCUAAUGAAGCAGAGCUGCUGCAGCAUCAAAAUCUCGAGAAACUUUAUAUUUCUACUCGUGCUGGAAAGCAGUUUCAAAGGGAUAUUGUUCAAGGUCUGGAAGGUUACAUCGUCACAGGGUCAAAGCAAAUAGAAAUUGGUACCAAGUUGUCUGAAGAUGCCAGAAAAUACGCAACCAAAAACAUUUGUACCAGUAGUAGCACACUAUCCAAGGCUGCACUAAGUUAUAGCAUGGCUCGGGCUCAAAUGGAAAAGGAACAUGAUAUUCUUCUAAAGGCAUUGGAAACACAGGUUGCUGAACCUUUAAGGGCAAUGAUUGUGGGAGUUCCAUUGGAGGAGGCUCGACAUCUUGCCCAGCGUUAUGAUAGAGUGAGACAGGAAGCUGAAUCGCAGCAUUGUGAAGUUCUAUAGUUAUACCUACGUUCUUUGAGCCUGGCCAGGCUAUUGAAGUUUCUAGAUGGCAAGCUAGAGCAAGGGAAUCUAAUAGUAACCCAGAAUAUAUGUCCAAGUUGGAAUCUGCUGAAAUAAAGCUUCAUGAACUAAAGUCAAGUAUGGUUACACUGGGCAAAGAAGCUUCGGCUUCAAUGGCUGCUGUUGAAGCUCAACAACAAAGGUUGACCCUUCAACGGCUUAUAACCAUGGUCGAGGCAGAACACAAUCAUCAUCAACGAGUCCUGCAGAUACUUGAUCAGCUUGAAACAGAGUCGCAAUCUAUCAUUGGUAUCAGAGAGAAGAUCCUGUGUCGCGAAAUUGAGUUACAGUUGAUGUUUCUCGUGGUGAAUGGUUCGUACGAGAGCAAAAAUGGAUAUACGUAUGGAUUCUGUGGAACGCAAGUUAAUGGAGGUUCAAGCGGAAAUGAAGGAGGAGUUACAAUCCGCUGUGAAUGACCAGCGAUCAGCGCUGGAAAAUUUGGCGGCAACAUUGACGGCGUCCAUGGCUGCGUUGAGUGAGCAGUUUCGAUCCAGAGAGAGAUCGCGCUCACCACAACAUCAUCCGACGAGACUUGAUAACAUUCCAAUUAAUUCAGGAGGUAAUCCGAAUCCUUAUCACCUUCCGCCGCACAGAAUACAUGAAGAUUUUAAUAGAUUUACUGUUCCAAAUGGGAGAAAGAUUGAUUUACCUGUUUUUACGGGAGAUAAUGCUUAUAAUUGGAUUGUACGCAUGGAGAGAUACUUUCGUUUGAAUCGUAUCACUGAGGAAGAACAGGUGGAGGUAGCCGUAGUGGCGAUGGAGGGUAGAGCUAUUAAUUGGUUCAUAUGGUGGGAACACCAAACUGACAGGAGAAACUGGGACACUUUAAAAACAGCUUUGAUACGUAGGUUCCAGCCAGAUCUGAUACAGAACCCUUAUGGCCCAAUGUUGAGUUUGAAACAGCUGGGAACAGUGAGGGAGUUCAGAGAUGAGUUUGAGUUGGUGAUAGCACCUCAGAUAAAUGUGGACAUGGGUAUCCUAAGAGGAAUUUUCAUCAAUGGGUUGAAGGAAGAGAUUAAGGCUGAGCUGAAAUUACAUAACUCUAAUUCUCUGACUGAGGUGAUGGACAAGGCUCUACUGAUUGAGAGUAGAAAUGAAGCUAUUUACUUGAGAAGAAAAGAAGAGGACAGACUUUCAUGGAAGGAGAAGGGUCCUACAACUUCAAAAUCUCAGGCAUGGUUUGAUGGGUUUAAAUCCAAACCGGGAAACUCAUGGCCUUCUAACACAGGAAAAACUGCAGUGGAUAGCAAAAGUAACACAACAUGGAGUAAUCCAGUAGGGACUAAGAUAACAGAAAUCCAUCCUUCUGGAAUCAAGAGACUGGGACCACAGUUAUCACAAGAUGAAUACCAGGAAAGGAGCAGAAAAGGGUUAUGUUUCAAAUGUGGGGAGAGAUGGAACAGAGAGCAUACUUGCAAACUUAAAAAUUACAAGCUCAUUUUGGUUGAAGACUCAGAAGGGGAAAAUGAACCUGAAGAACCAGAGGUGGAAAUCCAGGAGGAAGAGGAGACUGUCAUGGAGUCAAAAUCCAUGCAACUUUCACUCAUGAGCAAGGAAGGUAUACCUUCAAUGAGGGCUUUUAAAGUAAGAGGUUAUCUGAACUGGGGUCAGAAGAACCAGCCUGUGGAAAUACUCAUUGACAGUGGGGCAUCACAUAACUUCAUAUCUCACAGAUUAGUGGAUCACUUAUCCCUACCUUAUAACACUAUUUCUGCUUAUAAGGUCCAAAUUGGCAAUGGAGAACUGAUACAUAACAACGGGAGGUGUGAAAAACUGAACCUGCAAUUACAAGACACAGCAAUUCAGCAAGAUUUCUACAUAUUAGAACUGGGAGGUACUGAUCUAGUAUUGGGCAUGGAGUGGCUGACUGGUUUGGGUGAUGUGGAGAUCAAUUUUCUUAAGCAGAGUAUCAAAUGGGAAGAGAAGAAGCAGCAAAAGAUUCAAAGGGACCCUCAUUUAAACUCCCUUGAAAUCUCUUUGAAAACUCUAACAAAAAUCUUACAAGAUGCUGGUGAUGGUUAUUUGAUGUAUUGUGUGGGAAGGCAGAAACAAUCAAAGAAAAUCAGAAGAAUGAAGCAGUAUGGGAAGAAAUUUUGGCUGAGUUUCCUGAAGUUUGUCAGCCUUUGAAACAACUGCCUCCCAGUAGAAGUUGUGACCAUACCAUCAACAUUCAAGAAGGAGCUUGCAUUCCAAAUAUAAGACCUUAUAGAUACCCUCAAUAUCAGAAGAAUGAGAUUGAAAGAAUUAUCAAGGAGAUGUUGGCAGAAGGGAUAAUUCAGAACAGUAACAGUCCAUACAGCAGCCCUAUUCUUCUAGCUAAGAAGAAAGAUGGGGGAUGGAGGUUUUGUGGAGAUUAUAGAGCCUUAAACAAAAUCACUAUCCCAGACAAGUUCCCUAUACCAAUAAUAGAAGAAUUAUUGGAUGAGUUGGGUGAAGCCAGAGUUUUUUCUAAGCUGGAUCUUAAAUCUGGAUACCAUCAGAUCAAAAUGAAGGAAGAAGAUAGACACAAGACAGCUUUCAGGACUCAUGAAAGGCAUUACGAAUAUCUGGUGAUGCCAUUUGGGCUCACAAAUGCACCAUCUACCUUUCAGGCUGUAAUGAACCAGGUACUGAGGCCAUUUCUAAGGAAGUUCGCACUUGUAUUUUUUGAUGACAUUCUGAUCUACAGCAAUUCCUUGGAAGAGCACCAAGUACACUUGAGGAGGGUACUCACAACUCUAAAGGAAAAUCAUUUGGUGAUAAACUUAAAAAAAUGUUCAUUUGGACAAUCUGAAUUGGUUUAUUUGGGGCAUAUAAUAUCAGAAAAAGGGGUAUCAGCUGAUCCUACCAAAAUUGAAGCUAUGAUGAAGUGGCCUGUACCUAAAGAUUUGAAGGGAGUGAGAGGAUUUCUGGGGUUAACAGGGUAUUACAGGAAAUUUGUAAGAGGUUAUAGUAAAAUUGCUUUUCCUCUUACACAGUUGUUGAAGAAUGAUGUGUUAUCAUGGAAUCUGGAAGCAGAGCAAGCUUUUAAUGAAUUAAAGAAGAUCAUGACUACAUUACCAGUGUUGGCUACUCCAGAUUUCAAUAAAACAUUUGUGAUAGAGACUGAUGCAUCAGGAACAAGUCUGGGAGCAAUUUUGAUGCAAGAAGGGAGGCCAGUUGCUUAUAUGAGUAAGCAAUUAUCACCCAGAAAUCAGCAGAGGUCUGUAUAUGAAAGGGAGCUUCUGGCUAUUGUUCUAGCAAUACAGAAGUGGAGACCUUAUUUAUUGGGCAGGCAUUUUGAAGUUCAUACUGAUCAGAAAAGUUUAAAAUUUCUUAAUGAACAAAGGCUUAUGGGAGAAGAACAACAUAAAUGGACCUCCAAGUUAUUGGGCUUUAAUUUUUCCAUUAAAUAUAAGCCUGGUGUAGAAAACAAGGCUGCGGAUGCUUUAUCCAGAAGACCAGUUUUACAUUCAUUGUCAGUUGUUAAUUGCCAAGAAUGGGAGGGUCUAGAAGAAGAAUUAAGUAAAGAUCCAACAAGUCAGGAACUCAUUAAGAAAAUUAUUUCUUAUCCAGACAGACACAAAGAAUUUCAGGUCAUUAAGGGCUUAUUAUAUUACAAAAGAAGAUUAGUGCUACCAAAAGGAUCAGCAAAGGUUUUGAAAAUACUGAAAGAAUACCAUGAUUCAGCUGUGGGAGGACACUCGGGGUAUUUCAGGACAAUGAAGAGGGUUGAAAGUUUGUUUUAUUGGCCAGGCAUGAGGAAUGAUAUCAAAAAAUAUGUGGCAGAGUGCCAUCUGCCAAACCAACAAGUAUCAAACUCUUAAACCUAGUGGUUUAUUACAACCACUGCCCAUUCCAAACAAUAUCUGGACAGAUAUUAGUAUGGAUUUCAUUGGAGGGUUGCCAAAAUCUCAAGGGAAGGACACUAUAUUGGUAGUUGUUGACAGGUUCACUAAGUUUGCUCACUUUAUAGCCCUAUCUCACCCAUUCAAUGCAAAGGAGGUGGCUGAAGUAUUCACCAAAGAAGUAGUCAAACUGCAUGGUUUCCCCAGAACCAUUGUCACUGACAGAGACGGUAUAUUCUUGAGCUCUUUUUGGUCAGAAUUAUUUAAGCUGGCAGGAACUCAGCUUAAAUAUAGUACAGCUUACCAUCCUCAGACUGAUGGUCAGACUGAGGUGGUUAACAGGUGCUUAGAGACCUACCUGAGGUGCUUAACUGGAAGGAAACCUAAGCAAUGGAAUCAGUGGUUACAUUGGGCAGAAUUCUGGUAUAAUACUAAUUAUCAUAUUUCUUUGAAGCAGACUCCUUAUAAAGCAUUGUUUGGUUUAGAUCCACCUGCUGUGAUAAGAGGUGAUGUGACUCUCACUGCAGUGGAGGAAGUUUCUAGACUAACUGCACAAAGAAAUGCUAUGAUAGAUGAGUUGAAGGAAAACCUUGCGAAAGCUCAAAAUCUUAUGAAGCAGCAGGCUGAUAAACAUAGAAGAAAGGUACAACUGGAAGUGGGGGAUCAAGUAUACUUGAAGAUACAACCUUACAAACUCUAGAGUUUGGCUAAGAGAAUCAACCAGAAGCUGAGUCCCAGGUUUUAUGGGCCAUUUCAAAUUCUAGAAAAGGUUGAAUCAGUAGCCUUCAAGCUUCAGUUACCUGAGGACAGCAAGAUACACCCAGUUUUCCAUGCCUCACUAUUGGAGAAAGUAAUUGCUCCUACCACAUCAUUUCAACCUCUUCCUAAAUGCCUGAAUGAGGACAUGGAAUUGCAAGUGAUGCCAGAAGAAGUGCUGAACACCAGGAUGAAUGCAGAAGGAAAAGUUGAGGUCUUGAUAAGAUGGAAGAACCUCCCAAGUAUUGAAGAUUCAUGGGAACUACUACAGAAGCUGAAAGAACAUUUCCCAGAUUUUCACCUUGAGGACAAGGUGAAUCUUAAGGGGGGGAGUAGUGAUAGAGACAUGGGAGAUACGCCUAUUAAAUAUUGUAAUAAGGUGUAUAAAAGAAGGAAUAAAAAGGGGUAGUGAGUUAGUUAAUUAGCCCGUUAACUAAUUAGUAUUCUAUCUUGAGGGAAUAUUGAUAUAAAUAGAAGGUGAGCAGCUAAAAUAAGGAGGUUGUUAUUUCUGUUGGCUUCGGCUUUGGAGAUUUGGGCUUCUCGAACAGUCCUGAGAUUGUAUUGUGUUCCUCUUGUUCAAUAAACUUUCUGAUCAGUUUCAUUAUCAUUUCUGUUAGAUCUACUCGUUUAUAUCAGUUGAAUUGCAGUCGCAAUCUAUCAUGGAACCUUUCCCACUCGCUCCACAAGUAAUCUAAUGCCUCCAUCUCCACCAUAUAAUGAGGGUAGUAGUGGAUUUUUCUCUCAAAAGCAUGAUGCACCAGUAGAUGGGACUAGCUACUUCAUAGGAGAGGUCAUGCAUGCCUAUCUAGCAGAGUCAGAUGCAGAGCUCACAUUGUCAAUGGGUGACUAUGUUGUUGUUCGCCAGGUGCGGAACAAUGGUUGGGCAGAAGGUGAAUGCAAAGGGAGAGCCGGUUGGUUUCCUGUUGGGUACGUGGAGAGACGAGAUCGCGUUCUAGCAAGCAAAAUGGCUGAAGUUUUUUAAGAUUUUUGUUUAUUAAGCCAAAUAUUCGUUCAGACAAAGUAUGCAUCCUGGAAGACUGCUAUCAUUAGGCUUUCAUAGCUGUGAGUGUUUCCCUUAAUAUUUUGUUUUUUUGUGUGUUCCCUUUAUAUUAUGUUUCCCUUUUAGCUAAUCAUUAGUGCACUUUUCUCUUUCCCCCCUUAUGCACUGUAGCUAAUCUCUUCAGCUAAUCUUUAUGGCUUGGUCCCAUUCUGGUCCUCAAAUAUAUUGAACCUUAAUUGGACCCGGUUGUAGUUGGUUUGGGCCGUUCGGCUCGAGUCAGGUCAGAAUGGGCGGCUCCUAUGUUCUAUGCGGUUCUUGCUAGUUAAACUUGUGACUUCAAAGCUGUUAAAAGAAAAGAAAGAAUCAGAAGUUCAGAACAGGCCAGUCCCUGCCUCGUGCCUUAUAUUUUAUGAACCAGAUUGAGAAAGUAACCAGUUUUUGGUUAAUCAGUCCUGGUUGAAACAGGAAGUUGGAGCCCGGUGUGUCAUGUAGACAUGUAGUCAUGCCUAAUUCGCUGCUAUUUCCAACAUCUUGUUAAUGUUUUUAUUUAAUUUAUUUUUCUUGGUUUGGUUUUCCUUUUUUUUAAACACAAGAAAACGCGUUUUAGCCUUUAGACUUCAAACUUCAAAACAGUGUUUGCUUUCACGGUUUCACCUUUUGAAAAGAAAACCAGAAUUUUGAAUAAUUGUUUUCCAAUUUCUAAAAUACACGCUCCCACUUUUGUACUUUUACAAACAUCAACUUUUCCCUUUAAUUUGGUCCAAAAGGUGGAAUCUCCCACCCAUGAGCCCCACCCCGACUCGAGAGGAUGGUGGGGGAUUUAAUCACGGUGACUCAGUCAGCAAAGCGGUGGUAGACCUUAUAAACGUGCGCAUCAGAGGUCCAGCCUUAUUUUAGGUUCUGUAACCUUCACACGGCCGUUGUGGGUUUCGAACCUUGGUCACUUGGUCUAAAUUUCCGACUAGUGGUGGACUCAGGCUGGGUGGCCCGACCCGGAAUUGGCCCGGGUGGCCUGACCCGGAACUGGCCUGGGUGGCCUGACUCGGAACUGGCCCGGGUGGCCUGACCCGGGACCGGUACUGUUUCGGCCCGGCCUGAACCGGUGGCCCGGUUAGUGACCGGUCUGGGUAGUGACCGGUCCGGGUAGGCCUGACCUGAGGGGUUUCUGGUUCGGGCUCGGGUCACCCAAAACAAGGCCCGGCCUGGUUCGGGCCAAAUUGAUUUUUUUUUUUGUUUUUUUUCAUUUGUUUGGGCUCGGUUUGGGUUAGGUUUGAUGUUUAGGAGGG
Molecule: messenger RNA, 7547 nt
Organism: Cuscuta europaea
Lineage: Eukaryota; Viridiplantae; Streptophyta; Magnoliopsida; Solanales; Convolvulaceae
Source: the annotation of a GenBank genome assembly